AUGCCAGGAUCAAUUACGCUCAGUUUGGGCGGCUAUACAAUAAUAUUUGCGCUGACAGUAAUCCUGAUGGUAUGUUGUUAUUGUAAUUUGAGGAGGUUUUCUUGGUUUAGAUGGCGAUUUUGUUUGGAAUCUUCUUCUACCGACAGAUCAGGAGGCUGAGGAAUAACAGUACACAUAAAGAGAUUAACAGCACGGUGGCCAGUGAGCUGAGGAAGGUAAGAUAUAUAGUUAUAUUGUUUUUUUUUAGGAUUUCAAGGUUUUUGGCUAAUUUUUUGAGGAUAACUUGAAGGUAACUCUAUUUUCGGGAAUAAAAUUAGCUCCGAUUUUAAGGUAGACGCGCGUUUAAUUCAUAUCUUCAAGGGGAGUUGGUUCAAAGACGGUUUAAUGUUGUUAUAAAUCUAAAAACAAUCGUCGUCUUAUACAAACAGCGAUAUUAUUCAUGCUCACUUUAAAUCUGCUGCGAUUUCAGAAAGCUCGAGAGAUUAUAAACAAAAAGAUCGACGAAGUAUGGGCCUUUAAAGUGUCGCACUUUCCCCCAUUGACCGACUGUUUGAUGAUAGCGGAACGUACGUGAGACCAAUGAUAUUGUAGUAGGGUCUUGGGACAUUGUUUUUGAGUUUUUGGGGAUUUUAAAAUAAUAGUUGACAUCCUUUUCAAAAGUGACAAAUGAUAUUAAUGUUUUCAGAUGCCAACGCACCGCAUGUAUGUCGAAUGAUAGCGUUUGAUGAAGUGUUCAGGGACAUAGAUCGUCAGUUAGAGCUGAUCAAUCCUACCGUACUACGAGGGCCAGGAGAGAGCACCUUUUCAUUCUUGAGCAAGGUUAAGAAGGAACUGUUUCCAGACCUUUCUGAUGAGUUGAUAGCCAGAAUUGGGUACCUACAUGAAUGGUGCAGGUUUAGGACGGACCAGGUGAGUUGUAUAUUGCUAAAUGGUACUGUUUUGAGUGGGGUAUUCAAGAGUUUACUUUUACAUAUCCAAAUAUUUCAUAUCGCAAUAUAGAGCACCGUACUCAAAAUAGUAUAGUUUUUGUUUCAUGCCGGUACGACGAAUUUGAACCAAGUUAUUGCCUUCGCCGAUACUCGGCUACGUCCGCCGAGUCUUCGCACACACAGAAAACGCGGUUUUUCAAAAAAAACAAAAAAAUGUCAAGAGUUGACGAAAACUGUUCAUUUACAACCAAAAUAUGUGUAAUUUCGGUGUAAAAUGCUGAUUUUUAAAAAUUCACAAUGACCGUAAUUUGCACUUUUAAAACUCAAAAUUUUCCAUAAAAAAAUGUACACGUCUGUUCUACCACGGUGCCAAAUUUGGCAUUUUUAGGAUGCAUAGUUGCAAAUUUAUGAAUUAUUUCUAGCGACGAAAUUUCUCGGGACACCCUGUGGGAAAUUUGGUGCAAAACGGUACCAUUUGGUCUUAAAUUUUGUAAAUUAGUAUCAAUUUAGUCUAAAAUGGAAAAUAAAGUACUGCUCUAAAGUCGAGUUGUACUAUUUUUGAUUUCUAGGACAACAUCAUGGCUAUUUCAAAAUACUAAAGAGCUCCGUUUAUAUUAUACUACCUGGUCAACAAGGCCAUUUAUCUGUUUUACCUGGACCUGUUUGUGAUAUUGAUUUAUCUCUUAACAAUUUGUAUUCAUCUUCUCCCUCCUAUUAAUGCCUCUUGCCUUAAUUUGUUAAUCAAUUUGAUAAACAAUAUAUAUUAUUCAUGUGAAUUUCAGGAAUUCGGGCCCGAGCAGUUGUCAGAACUGCGAGAUCUACUAAAAGAAUUUGUCAGGCUGUAAGUCAAACACUAAUUUACAUUCGCUUUCUCUUUUUAACGAAACGAGUUUAAUCCACUAAUACUAAACGUAAUAUAAUAGAAUUGAAGUUAGGACAAUAUAGCCAUGGCUAUGACUAUUAAAUGGAUUUUGAGUGAUUUAAAAGGACUGAAAUCCGCUAUUAGGGUUUUUAAAUAAUUCUGUGCCUGCUUUCAAAUCAAAUUUUUGGCGUUAGGGGCGCAGAAUUAUAUAAACAACCUAAUAGCUAUGGUUAAUAUAAAGAUUUUGGUUGCUUUUUAGGUAAUAACUCGGUGUUUUGAGUGUAUUAUGUUAGAAAAUAGUAGUGUACAUGGUGCAGUACUAAAUUUUGGAUUAGUUCUAGCAUUUUAGUCUUGUUUUGAUGAAAAAAUGGCAGUUAUGUUUAACACUUUGUGGGUAAUGUACUAACAAUGUUAAUGUAGUGGAUAGUAAAGUUUUUGAUACCAAAUAUUGUCGGGCUUUUACUUUGAUCAUUUGAAGCAAGUUAUACUAGGUUCUCUUUAAAAGCAUAUUUUAGGUUGUUCAAAUAAUUCCGUGCUCCUCUUCAAACAAAAUUUUUAGAGUUGGGGGCACAGCAUUAUUUGAACAGUUUACUAUAAAUGGCAUUUUUAGUACAUAUUAGGUUGUUCACAUAAUUCCGUUCCCCCUUUCAAAGCAAAUUUUCGGAGUUAGGGGCACAGAAUUAUUUGCACAACCUAACAUAAUAUAUUUGCAAAAUAAUGCAAUUUCCAAUGCUUUUAACAGUUUUUUUUUAAUUUUAAUGAUUUUUUUUGAAAUUUAAUAAACCUUUUUGAAAUGACAACCUUAACCGCUUACCGUUCUGAACUAACUUUUCAGCUUGAACAACAACCGUGCCACACUAACCUCGCUGAAUCUCGUAAUCUCGAAGAGCCGGUCGCUCGAGACUAAACCCCAGUAUAACGAGCUAACUUCAGGAUUCAGUCAGCCGAUUGACCACGCCAACCUGAGCCGGUCUCAGGAGGAGAUGCCGCUGCUGGGGGAUUACCAUCACGUCAAUAGGCGCUAUUAG
Bursaphelenchus okinawaensis is the source of this 2819-nucleotide messenger RNA. NCBI's taxonomy places the organism in Eukaryota, Metazoa, Nematoda, Chromadorea, Rhabditida, Aphelenchoididae. The record is from the annotation of a GenBank genome assembly.